UGGCUAAUAGAGUCACCAUAUUUGAACUGGCUCACCUGCAAACAGUUGAUAAUUUAUGUAAAAAAAAAAAAAGUGGCAAACGGUGGUUAGUUUUCUAUAAAUAAGCUGAAAGAAAACCAACUAAAGCGCCGUGGCUGCUGGAACAUUUGCUGCAAGGAAGGUUUGGUCAUUUGUUUCCUGUUGUAUCUGGUAGCUUUGCAUCGAUGCAAACAGACUGUGCUGUGGACAGCAAGGCUGUCAGUUUAUCACCAAACAUUGUAACAACGCCAAGCUAUGACACAAUAACGUUUUAAUUUCUACUUCUCCAACCAUCAGCCUUCACUCCUUUCCUGAUAUUUAUAACAUCCACACUGGGAAGCACAGAUAUGAAAUCUCUAACAGUAGAAACGCUUGUUUCUAAAACAUCAGAAAAGAUGCUUUCUUCUUCAAAUUGCUCUUCUUCUCAAGAACAUUCAGCCCUUGAUAUGGAUGAAUCUGGUUCUUCCACAUUGAAUUCAUCACAUUUUACAGAGGAAAAUACAAGUACAAGUGAUAUUGGAGUCGACAUCGGCAGGAAACAAGAUAACAAUGACAAAGCUGGGACAGAGCAACCCCAUCCUUACCCUGAUAACCCAGAGAAUAUUCAAGAACUGGCCACCAAGAUCCUCCAACGGUUUGGGCUUGAAAAAGAAGAUUUGGAAAAUCUCCUCUCCUACCCUGAAGACCUGAUCACUGUAGCAAAUCUGCCUGCCAUUUUGAGGCAAAUCUACAUUAUGAAGGUAAAGAAUACAAUGGAUUGUUCAAACGCUCCACGUGUCACAAGCACAACUGGAUUUGACCAUUUUAGUUGUUCAGAAGGUGAACAGAUUCACAGAGUCGAUCAAAAUUUUGGAUUUGAUGGAGUUUUGGAAGAAACCAGGAGCUCAGCAGAGGUGAAAAACUGGGGUUCACAUGAUCAGAAAAGCUCUUCCACCUGUUCUAGCUCAGUCAGGACCUUUGUGGACCAUCCACCCAAUAAUUUGAAUAACCUGCAGACCCAACCAAGACAGAGUUUACAAUCCAUUCCCUCCUUUUUUCCUCUGGUGACGCAAGAAACCGAUAGUAGUUCUGCCAACUCUGAAGGAUCUGAACCAACACCUGAAAUGAGGCAAAUUGAUGAAAUGAAGCAAUUUGUUUCAGUACCUGGAGACGGAAAACCUGGCCAAGCCAUUAAUGACAACAUGUGCAAAAAUGACAGUAUAACUCACAGACAAGUUAUAAAUGUUGUUGAAACGAAAAAGAAUCAAAAAUCAAACCAGGAGUACCAGAAAACACGAAGUUACUCUGAUUUAAAUCCGGUUCCUCCUCCAUCCAUGAGGCCAACGUGUCCGCCUGAGGCAGCUUCCACCCAGUUGCUGCUGCCGCCCCCAGGCAGGGCGUUCCUACCUGAGCCAGCUGGUUUUAACGGUCUGCCUCCAAAAGCCAUGAUGGAGGAUUACACUGCCGCCACACCGAGGGCGUUCCCACACACCUGUUCUCUCUGCAGCACAGUCUGCAUUAAUAUUAAGGACUGGGUCAUCCACCAGAACAUCAGCUUUCAUAUCAAGGCCUGCAUUCUGCUCCGCAAAACAUACCCGAAUUGGGAUUGUACAGCACCACUGUUUGAGAGUUUUUCUGAUAAAGACGCCUCCACCUCUGCUCAGACAUCCCAGCGUUACGAUCACAGAGUCGGGUCCAAGACCCGGGCCAGGUCCAGAUCCAGGUCCAGAUCCAGGUCCAGGUCCUGGUCCAGGUCCAGAUCCAGGUCCAGGUCCAUCAGUCCAUACAGACUGGAGAAAAAAUGUUACAGAACCAGGAGCAGUUCCAGCUCUCCAAGUCCUCCUUUUUGCGAUGCUUUGAUGGAUAGAAGCAAACCAGAGGAGCAGGAGGAUCCAAACACUCACAGGAGCCCUCGGAGGCGAUCUCCAUCCGGGAGGAGCAAGAAGAAAAAGUCUUCACCCAACUGGAGACGCAAGAAAUCGACAAGGUCAUCCAGUAAAUGGCAGAGGUCGAGCCGAGUACAGGAGCUGACCAAAAGCAUCAUGAGAUCAUCAGCUGUCCAGUCUCUUACGGAGAUACCAAAACUCAAAACUGUGGUCAGAACUCUGGUUCCCAUCAUCUUGGCUGAACUCAGGAACCUGAAAUCAUCUUCUUCCUCCUCUUCUUCUCUCAAAAGGAACUUGGAUUCAGAUUUUUCCAAAGUGAAAUCUGACCUUCAGGUCGGUGAAGCUGGUUCUUCCAGAAAGCCUCAGGUUGAUGCACCAAAAGUGAAAAGGAUGAAGAGCCUCGAUAUUCAAGGAGCAUCAGUCACUGUGGUUAAAGAAAGAGAGAAGCAAUUAUCUGUGGAACCAAAAGUCUGCAAGAGACGACCAACCAAACCUGCGUCUCUGCAUUCAACUAGAAACAGUGCAUCUUUACCAAAAAGAACAAGAAGACGCGUCUCAAAAGCAAAAGCUUUGGUUUCCAAAGCGAGAAUGAUCCAAAACCGGCAGUUUGUUAGAUCUCCAAAAGUAGAAGCUGUUAAAUUUAAGGUGGAAAAACAAGUUUCAAAGCUUCCAGGAUCUACAAAGUUGAUGUUUACAAAGAAGAAAGUGGCUGGUAGUGACUCCAAAAAAACACAAAAAGAGCUUAAAGAAUCUCCAAAGGGACUGGAAGAGGAGACUACCGAAGAAACGAGACAGAAACCUAAAAUUAGAGAAGAACAUCUCCAGGAAGUUGGGGAUGUGAGGAAAGAAAAUGGAGAUGUUAUGCAGGUAGAAAACCUGACAACUUUUCAGACCAAAGAGUUUGAAGAUGCUGAAACUCUGAAAUAUCUGGAAAUAAAAUCAGCAGAUUGUGUGGAGGUUCAAACUACAACUACAGUCAAACUACAGUGGAGUUCAUCCAGUAAACCACCAUCAAUCAUUUUUACACCAGAACCAGCUGAUCCGCCUCAGACUGAACCGGAUCUCCUCAAAGGUCCAACGUCUUCAUUUGGUUCAUCACCACAGAGUCGGAGUAAAACUCAGACUUCCUCCUCAUGUCAGAGGGCUGACGCUUUGGAAACAGAAAGUUCAUCUGAUUUCAAGAAGCAGCAGAAAAAAAGGAGAAAAACAAAGAAAAAAGGUAAAUUUAACAACAUAAACCGACCAAAGAACACCUGAUGCCAUUUUUCCUUUCUGGUAUGUGAAUCAUAUAAAAGUCACAGUGGGUUUUCUUCUGUGAAUUUGUUGGUUUUGGCUCAUCAUGGGGUCGGCUAAUAAAGACACAUCAUGGUUUAUUUGCCAUCUUCAUAAAG
Molecule: messenger RNA, 3274 nt
Organism: Poecilia latipinna (sailfin molly)
Lineage: Eukaryota; Metazoa; Chordata; Actinopteri; Cyprinodontiformes; Poeciliidae
Product: serine/arginine repetitive matrix protein 2-like
Exons: 9
Coding region: 366-3140 (924 amino acids)
Source: RefSeq, a predicted model, not a curated record